AAGGCUCCGCGAAGCCAGGGCCCGCUGCCCUGAGUCCACCCCGCCAACAGGUGUUCAAAGAGAAUCGGAGAGCGAAAGAAGCAGACGAGGGAGUCAGGGAUUAUCUUUUUUUUAAAAAAGUGGUUAGCAAAGUUGUGCACCGGAGCCUGGUCUUCGCGGUCAAUACCAUGGACAGCGCCCGCAAACAGACUCCGGGUCUCUUGGACGCAGCUUGCUUCUGGCAGGUCUGGCAGCACUUUGACCCCGAAGAAAAGGGUUACAUAGAAGAGAAGGAGCUUGAUGCUUUCUUUCACCACAUGUUUAUGAAAUUGGGUACUGAUGAUUUAGUCAUGGAAGAAAAUGUGCAGAAGGUGAAACAGCAAUUUAUGACUACUCAACAUGGGUCUAAAGAUGGUCACAUACGGAUGAAAGAGCUUGCUGGUAUGUUCUUGUCUGAGGAUGAAAACUUUCUUCUGCUCUUUCGCCGGGAAACCCCCUUGGACAGCAGCGUGGAGUUUAUGCAAAUUUGGCGUAAAUAUGAUGCUGACAGCAGUGGCUUUAUAUCAGCUGCUGAACUUUGUAACUUCCUCCGAGACCUUUUCUUCCACCAUAAAAAAGCCAUUCCGGAGGCCAAACUGGAAGAAUACACUGGCACCAUGAUGAAGAUCUUUGACAAAAAUAAAGAUGGUCGGUUGGAUCUUAAUGACUUGGCAAGGAUUCUGGCUCUUCAGGAAAACUUUCUCCUCCAAUUUAAAAUGGAUGCUUGUUCUACUGAAGAAAGGAAGAGGGACUUUGAGAAGAUCUUUGCCCACUAUGAUGUUAGUAAAACAGGAGCCUUAGAAGGCCCAGAAGUAGAUGGCUUUGUCAAAGACAUGAUGGAGCUUGUCCAGCCCAGCAUCAGCGGGGUGGACCUUGAUAAGUUCCGGGAGAUUCUCUUGCGUCACUGCGAUGUGAACAAGGAUGGAAAAAUUCAGAAGUCUGAACUGGCUUUGUGUCUUGGUCUGAAAAUCAACCCAUAACUUCCAGAUUGCUUUGCCCAUUUCUCUAACCAUGUUUCUGUGCUCUUGCUGCUAGGAUUGUGUCUGUGCAUUGCUGCUUGGUACACACUGGGCAAACUUUCUCACAAUUGGGAUGGUAUGUUGGGCAAGGGGAGGGAAGCUAGGGCCUCUCUUCCUACCAGACUGGUAUGUCCCUGCCUCAGUGAAAGCAUUCCCCAUACACUGUCUGUGUUGUUUUCCCCAUGACCCUGAACAUUCCUGUCCCCCUGAAGACUCAGCUCCCUGUUACAUCUGCUCUGCUUUUCUUUCCUAGUCACCAGGGAACAGUAGCUACUGAGUGCAUCCAUCUUGUGCUUUUUUGUGGGCUUUCUGCUAAAUCUGAAUAGUGUAUGGCAUUCAUAGCAAUUCUGUACUUUCUAUGACUAGAUUUUUGUGUGGAAAUAAAACUGCAGUUGCAAACAAA
Molecule: messenger RNA, 1440 nt
Organism: Nycticebus coucang (slow loris)
Lineage: Eukaryota; Metazoa; Chordata; Mammalia; Primates; Lorisidae
Gene: SCGN
Product: secretagogin, EF-hand calcium binding protein
Exons: 11
Coding region: 168-998 (276 amino acids)
Biological process (GO): regulation of long-term synaptic potentiation; regulation of presynaptic cytosolic calcium ion concentration
Cellular component (GO): nucleus; cytosol; synapse
Molecular function (GO): calcium ion binding
Source: RefSeq, a predicted model, not a curated record